Messenger RNA from Cucumis sativus (cucumber), 1040 nucleotides. Its product is annotated as DNA-directed RNA polymerases II, IV and V subunit 8B. The record is from RefSeq and is a predicted model, not a curated record. Gene Ontology annotation, molecular function: DNA-directed RNA polymerase activity. Gene Ontology annotation, cellular component: RNA polymerase I complex; RNA polymerase III complex; RNA polymerase II, core complex. Bases 365 to 805 code for a protein of 146 amino acids. Gene Ontology annotation, biological process: DNA-templated transcription. NCBI's taxonomy places the organism in Eukaryota, Viridiplantae, Streptophyta, Magnoliopsida, Cucurbitales, Cucurbitaceae. The transcript is spliced from 5 exons.
UUUUUGAAGCGUCUAGUCUUGUUAUGGCUCAUUCUGAGGCAGUUUAGUGAAGUGGGAUUCGGUGAUGUUGGGUUCUCCUUUACUUCUAGACCUGUUCAGAAAAAUCAUUGGAAUAAUAAUAACAUGACCUGGGUCGGUUAAAUAAGUGUAGGGUUGGCCCAAGCCAAUAUAAACCUAAACCCUGAACCUUUUUACCGAAAUUCCUUCAAUCACCCAGUCGCCCACACGCUCCGUCGCCGCGCCCCUUUCCGAAAUUCCUUCAAUCUUCUCAAGGGUAGUGUUAAGAGGAAGAGUCCUAAGAAGCUACUAAAGGAAGAAGAGCUCUCAGAAAAUUUGCAUUCUGAGAAAUAAAUUCUCCAUAAACAUGGCGGGGCUUCUAUUUAAUGAUAUUUUCAAGGUCAAGUGUGUCAACCCAGAUGGUAAAAAGUAUGAUAAAGUUUCUAGAAUUGAAGCACGGAGUGAGAAGCUUUCGAUGCAUAUGCUGCUGGAUGUAAAUACAGAGAUAUAUCCUAUUGAUGAAGGUGAGAAGCUUCUGAUGGUCUUGUCUCCCACGUUGAACUAUGAUGGAUCUCCUGUUACCAGCUAUAAAGAUCAGGAAGGGAAGAAAUCUUUAGCUGAUAAGUUUGAAUACAUCAUGCAUGGUAAAACAUACAAACUUUCAGAUGAAGGCUCAGGUUCAGACUUGAAAGUGGAGGUUUAUGCAUCUUUUGGAGGACUCCAAAUGCUGUUGAAGGGAGAUCCCAUCCACUGUGCCAAAUUCAGGGUGGAUCAGAACAUGUUUUUGCUCCUUCGAAAACUCACAUAAAACAUACAAAUCUCUAGUAUGGCCUUUUGUUAUUACAAAGAUUGUGAUAACUCUGCAUAACUAUUGAUCAUAUCUGCAGAUAAAUUUUGAAUUGAAUUCUUUUACCAGAUCGAUCUUCAUAGUCGUUGUAUGGUUAGUGCUAUCUUAAAAUUUUCUAGUGGUUUGUUUUUUUCACUCAACAUUAGUGAGUGUUGCAACAAUUCUCCUUAGAUUGUAAUUUAAAUUAAUUGAACUA